Messenger RNA from Harmonia axyridis, 2171 nucleotides. It is a transcript of the gene RagC-D, whose product is annotated as ras-related GTP-binding protein C. The record is from RefSeq and is a predicted model, not a curated record. The transcript has 8 exons. The coding region runs from base 173 to 1366 and encodes 397 amino acids. NCBI's taxonomy places the organism in Eukaryota, Metazoa, Arthropoda, Insecta, Coleoptera, Coccinellidae. Gene Ontology annotation, biological process: cellular response to starvation; positive regulation of TOR signaling; regulation of autophagy. Gene Ontology annotation, cellular component: Gtr1-Gtr2 GTPase complex; lysosome; nucleus. Gene Ontology annotation, molecular function: GTP binding; GTPase activity.
UAUUUACACGCCCCUUGACACAAAGCCAGAAAUGACAAUCUGAUAAGAUAAAGAGGUUAUGAAUUCUCUAUUAUUUUCAUACAAAUUUUGAAUUUUAAUUGAUUUGUUUGUCGUGGAUUGCUUGAAUCGAAUGCUGUGAUAUAGAAAUACAUUUAUUUGGUUCUCUCUCCCAAUGUCAUCCUAUCCAGAUGAUGAAGAAGGUGUGGGUUUCGAUGGCAAUCCCAGCUCCUUCCCAAAAGAUUUUGGCUAUGGAUUUGAUGGGGACAAUGAUGUCAGUCUUUCAACAGGGGAGCAUAAGCCUAGAAUAUUAUUGAUGGGUUUGAGAAGAUCUGGAAAGUCUUCGAUACAAAAAGUAGUGUUUCAUAAAAUGUCACCAAAUGAAACUUUGUUCUUAGAAAGCACAAAUAAAAUAGUGAAGGAAGACAUCAAUAACUCAAGUUUUGUCCAAUUCCAAAUCUGGGAUUUUCCAGGUCAAAUAGAUUUUAUUGAUUCUACCUUUGAUUCAGAUACUAUAUUUGGUGGAUGUGGAGCAUUAGUUUUUGUUAUUGAUGCACAAGAAUCCUUUGUUAAUACUUUCAAGGAUGAUUAUGGGGAAGCAUUAAAUAAAUUGAAUGUAACAGUAACAAAGGCAUAUAAGGUGAAUCCUAAUAUCAAAUUUGAAGUUUUCAUUCACAAAGUGGAUGGUCUUGGGGAUGAUUUCAAAAUGGAAUCUCAAAGGGAUAUUCAUCAGAGGGCUACUGAUGAUUUGACUGAUGCUGGAUUGGAUCACAUUCAUCUCAGUUUCCAUCUAACAUCUAUAUAUGAUCACUCAAUAUUUGAGGCUUUCUCCAAAGUAGUUCAAAAAUUAAUUCCUCAGUUACCAAUUUUAGAAAAUCUUCUGAAUAUAUUGAAUACGAAUUCCGCUAUAGAGAAGUCAUUCUUGUUUGAUGUAGUUUCAAAAAUAUACAUAGCAACUGAUUCAACACCAGUUGAUAUGCAAAGUUACGAAUUGUGCUGUGAUAUGAUCGAUGUAGUUAUUGAUGUUUCCUGGAUAUAUGGAAUUAAAGAAGAACAACCAGAUGCCAAUGCAUUUGAUGAACAGAGCUCUAGUCUUAUUAAGCUGAACAAUGGAACAAUUCUAUAUCUUAGAGAGGUUAACAGAUUUUUGGCACUUGUAUGUAUUUUGAGGGAAGAUAAUUUCGAUCAUAAAGGGAUUAUUGACUCUAACUUCCUGAGUCUUAGAGAAGCCAUCCAACAAGUAUUUGAACUUAGGAGCAAAGCACAAUCCUCUCUACUUACAUCACCAGACAGUCCUAUAAUUACUAAUGGAGGUGGUGCAGUUUCACCUGAAUCUCCUUUGAGUCCUUCAUCUGUUAACACUUCUUAGAAUGAUUCCUUAUAUUUAUUUUUAAGAAGUUGAUUUAGUACAAGCUUUUCAAAAUUCUAAAGAUAUCGAUAUUUUUUAUUUUUAAUUAUCAUGUUUUCCUAUUCAAAGUCUCAAAUUGAGACACUCUUUCAUUCAUUUUGAUAAUGAAAAUAAAUUAUAACAAAAGUUAAUCCCUUUAUCAAAAAUAUUUCAUUUGGUAUUCACCUUCUAUGCAAUUUGUUAUACAUUUCAGAUUUAAUAAGAAUAUAAUAUUUAUUUUAUGACAAAGCAUUGAGAUCACAAUUUUAUGAACCAAGUUAAGAGAAUCUGAACUGAACUAAAUCAGCAGCACUGAAAAGUUAAGGUUACCAAUGUGGGAUAUAUUUUUUCAAUGCUAAUCUGAAAGAUAAUCUUUCCUUAUAUUUGUAAUUGUCGGCUAUAUGUGUAUUUUUGAGAUAAAUAUAAAUUUAUUUUCCAGAAAAUUAUAAAAUUGAUAUUCGUUCAUUAUUCAUUUUUAUUGACUAUUCCUUUUGGUUUUAUUACUUUUACCAAUUGGCAUUAGAUAUUGAGUUAUGAGAUGAACAACUACUAUCUUCCAUUAAAAAUAUAUUGUGAAACGAAUAAUUACCAAAUGAAUGACUUGAAAUUCUGUUGAACAUAAUGAAAAUUAAAAAAUUGACUAAAUUUAUGUUACUCUAUGGUUAUUGUUGAAUAUUAUAGAUUAUAAUUUAACAUAUGUAUUUGAGAGAAAAAAGUUCUUAUAAUAAUGUUGUCAUUUCAUCAAGACUUCCAACAAAUUCAAAAUAUAUAAAUUAUCUACUCUUAU